AUGGUGCUUAGACUAGCAAGACUCACUGACGGUGCCGACUACGAUGCCGGCGAAAUGUCUGGGAAUGUACCACGCCCACGAUCCGAAAUUAUCAUGUAUACAAUGGAUUCCGGAAUAGGUGCGUUCCCCUAA
This is a messenger RNA of Protopolystoma xenopodis, 132 nucleotides long. Lineage: Eukaryota; Metazoa; Platyhelminthes; Monogenea; Polystomatidea; Polystomatidae. The record is from the annotation of a GenBank genome assembly.